Messenger RNA from Plasmodium yoelii, 1899 nucleotides. RefSeq names its product PIR protein. The record is from RefSeq and is a predicted model, not a curated record. Bases 1 to 1899 code for a protein of 632 amino acids. The transcript is spliced from 3 exons. NCBI's taxonomy places the organism in Eukaryota, Apicomplexa, Aconoidasida, Haemosporida, Plasmodiidae.
AUGACUCUCAAUUUGUGUGAAGCAUUUAAAAAAAUUGAUGAUGAUUGGACUAAUAAUAUUCUUUUCGAGAACAAUCAUAUCGGUGGUCAGAUAAACGAGAAAUAUUGCCAUACUGACAGUGAAACAUGGAAUGAAAAAUGUAAAACUACCGGUGAAACAGUUAGGAAUGCUACUGUAUCAUUACUUAAUAAUUUGUUCACCGGAGAUAAAUAUAUAGAAUCUGAGAAUGAAAAUAACGAAUAUAUCACGUAUAUUAUGCUAUGGCUGAGUAAUAAAAUGAAACUAAUUAAAACAGAGAACUAUGGAAGUGUAGCAGAAUUUUAUGCCGCGUUUAUAAGAGAUAAUAAAGAGUAUAAAGCAUAUAUUACUCAAAUCGAUAAGAAUCAAAAAAUAAUGAAUCUUAAAAUUGAUAGAACGCGUAAACUUUAUGCGUUACUUAAUGAUCUGUGUAAUGCAAUUAUUAUAUAUAACAAAGAUUCUUCAAGUUGCCGAAAUAUUUCAAAUUGCCCCAAUUUUUUAAAUUUUGUUGAUAAUUGGGAAAAACAAUCCAAACAACUUCUUGAGAAAAAAACUAAGGUUUUUGAAGAUGAGGAUUAUUGUGAUGUGUUGUUGACUUUAAAAAAUUCUUAUGAGAAAUUUAAAAAAGAUAAUAAAAUGCAAAAAAAACUUCCGGAAUUUGAAGAGAUAGAAGAAUUACAUGAUUGUAAAAAAUUCCAUAAAGAAGCAAAAAACUCAUUGAAAGUUAAAGUUUUAAUGCCCCAAUAUGUAUCGAGAUAUAUAAAUAUUGUUAAAAUUGGAUUUAAAAAGUAUAACUCAUUUUUUGGUAAUAUGUUUACUAAUAAUGUCAAUUACUUAUAUGAACAGGCGUUCCCAACCUUAAAAAAUGUUCGCUGUAAGUUUAUAAAUUUUGCUGACACCACGAUUGGUCAUAUGAACGACCAACUUAAAAAAGCAAUAGAAGCUUAUGUAUUAGAUAAUUGUAAACCUGAGAAAAAAGGUCCAGAUGGCGAAUCACCACCACCAUCAAGUUCUGAUGAACCAAAUAAAACACAGCAAUCGUCUCUGGACCCAUCUGAAGGAGGUUCUGAUCAAAAGGAUCAAGAAGGUUCUAAAAAAACAGUGCCAAGUCGGUUAGUUAAACGAGAAAUUCCAGUAUACAAAGUAACAGGAAAUGAAACAACAGAAAUAAGUGAUAAUUCACUCAACGUAUACAAGAAAAUUGGAAUUUCAAUUCUAAUUCUUUUAAUACCCAUUGCUUUAACUAUUAUGUACAAGUAUUUGCCAUUUGGAUGGAGAAAGAAAUCGAAGAAAAAAAAAAAGAUGAAAAAGGCUAUAAAUAUGUUUGGUACAAAUGAAAUGACAGAAAAUGUUAUAAACCCAACUGAUCGAAAAAAACAAAUGCAAAUAAUUAUAAAUUUAUCUACUCAAAACAAACAGGGUAAAAAGUUUAUAAAUUCAUCUACUCCAAAAAAACAGGAUAAACAGUUUAUAAAUUUAUCUACUCAAAACAAACAAGACAAAAAGUUUAUAAAUUCAUCUACUCCAAAAAAACAGGACAAAAAGUUUAUAAAUUCAUCUACUCCAAAAAAACAGGAUAAACAGUUUAUAAAUUCAUCUACUCCAAAAAAACAGGAUAAACAAUUUAUAAGUUCAUCUACUCAAAAAAAACAGGAUAAAAAGUUUAUAGAUUUAUCUACUCAAAAAAAACAGGGUAAAAAGCUUACAAAUUCAUAUACUCAAAAAAAACAGACUAAACAUUUUAUAAAUUCCAUUUAUUGGGAAAAAUAUCCAUUAUUGAAUAUAUAUAAACUUAUGAAGGCCGAUCCUGUACCAUUUAUUAUUUUAUUUUUGUUGUUUAUUUUUUAUGUUUAUAAAAGAAAAGACGAUUCUUUAGAAUAA